Molecule: messenger RNA, 726 nt
Organism: Hermetia illucens (black soldier fly)
Lineage: Eukaryota; Metazoa; Arthropoda; Insecta; Diptera; Stratiomyidae
Exons: 1
Coding region: 1-726 (241 amino acids)
Source: RefSeq, a predicted model, not a curated record
AUGGAGCUAGUGGAGAAACUUGUUGCACACAAAAACCUGGAGGAAAGCGAUUGUCUGGUAUCAUUCUAUAUAAAAGCCUUACAUCCGAGCAUACCAACCAAAGAAGUCAUUUGGAAACUCGAGGAUUGGCUAACGGAACAAUGCGUAGAAAUGAACGAGAGGGAAAAGGCGAAAGUCUACACAAAACUAGCAGCUCUCUACAUGAAUUUGAACUACUUUGUCUGCAGAGACCAAUUCUACAAAACCACCUCAGGAACUGCAAUGGGGAACCCGUUAUCUCCCUUGAUAAGCGAAAUCUUCAUGAAAAGCAUAGAAGAAGAAAUUGAAAAACGGGGCAUCAUGCCAAAAUUUUGGGCACGUUACGUAGACGACAUAUUGGUUAUAAUUCCAAAUGAAGACAUCGAGAAAACACUGGAAGCAAUAAAUAACAUACAUCACAACAUAACUUUCACAAUGGAAAAGGAAGAUGACCAACGGAUAGCGUUUUUGGGCCUAGCAAUAAUAAGAACCAACAAUAAACUCGAGUUUGACAUAUGCAGAAAGGAAACUCACACACAGCGAACCAUACCAAGGAUAUCGAAACACACAUAUGGGCAGAAAGUGGCGGCUAACUACAGUAUGAUACAUGGGCUGCUAGUGACACCAUUGAUAGAAGAGCGAUUCAAAAAAGAAAUAACUUACAUAAAAGACACAGCGGUGAAAAAUGGAUACAGUAGGGGGAAAUAG